AAAAGUGGGAUUCAGCAGCCACACUUGGCAACCCGGGUCAGGCCGGGGCUGAGGCGUGCUGUGUGUAGUGCUGCAGAGAGAAGUGUUAGCUAACUGCUAAUAAAAAUGCCACCAAAAGGAAAGGGUGGUAAGGGGGCAAAAGGAGGUGCCUCGGACAGUGGAGACAGUGACAAGAAGGAGAAAGCUCAGAAAGGAGGCACUGCAGUAAAGGUGCGUCAUAUUCUUUGUGAGAAGCAUGGAAAAUGCAUGGAGGCUAUGGAGAAGCUGAAGUCUGGAGUGCGCUUUAGUGAAGUGGCAUCACAGUACAGUGAAGACAAAGCUAGACAAGGGGGUGACUUGGGCUGGAUGACUCGAGGAUCAAUGGUGGGACCAUUUCAGGAAGCUGCAUUUGCGCUACCAGUCAGCACAAUGGAUAAGCCUGUAUACACAGAUCCGCCCGUGAAGACAAAGUUCGGGUACCAUAUCAUCAUGGUUGAAGGCAAAAAGUGACCCUUGUACCUGCGUAGGCCACAUGGCUCAUCCUGUGUUUGCUUUUUCACAUUUUUUAAAUGGUGUAAAUAUCAGUUAAUAAAAAUAAAACUGAAAAAAAAGA
Messenger RNA from Pangasianodon hypophthalmus (striped catfish), 592 nucleotides. It is a transcript of the gene pin4, whose product is annotated as protein (peptidylprolyl cis/trans isomerase) NIMA-interacting, 4 (parvulin). Gene Ontology annotation, biological process: rRNA processing. Lineage: Eukaryota; Metazoa; Chordata; Actinopteri; Siluriformes; Pangasiidae. The record is from RefSeq and is a predicted model, not a curated record. The transcript has 4 exons. Gene Ontology annotation, molecular function: peptidyl-prolyl cis-trans isomerase activity; DNA binding. The coding region runs from base 106 to 489 and encodes 127 amino acids.